Scophthalmus maximus (turbot) is the source of this 1411-nucleotide messenger RNA. It is a transcript of the gene cldn8.2, whose product is annotated as claudin 8.2. Gene Ontology annotation, molecular function: structural molecule activity. The record is from RefSeq and is a predicted model, not a curated record. Gene Ontology annotation, biological process: bicellular tight junction assembly; cell adhesion. NCBI's taxonomy places the organism in Eukaryota, Metazoa, Chordata, Actinopteri, Pleuronectiformes, Scophthalmidae. The coding region runs from base 55 to 930 and encodes 291 amino acids. The transcript has a single exon. Gene Ontology annotation, cellular component: plasma membrane; bicellular tight junction.
GUUCUUCUCCUCAGAUUCGUUCCCGAAGCUGCGAGAGUGCAGCCAGAUGCCACGAUGGCCUCUUACACUGCGUAUAGUGGCUAUAGUAAGCCACCUCAAUCUUACAUAGGCACUUACUACGAUGAGAAACAAGCCAAGGCCUAUUCAGAUUAUCAAGACUCUGUAUACGAGGAAAAAAAGAGAGUUGAGAAGAAGGACCGCCAGGAUGCCAUUUGUUGUGAGGUAGUGGCCCUCAUUAUCGGUUUCAUUGGACUAAUCGGUGUGGCAGCCGUGACAGGCCUGCCGAUGUGGAAGGUGACGGCCUUCAUCGAGGAGAACAUCAUUGUCAUGGAGACCCGCUGGGAGGGAUUAUGGAUGAACUGCUACAGACAAGCCAACAUCAGGAUGCAGUGCAAGGUGUAUGAUUCCCUUCUGUUUCUGCCCCCGGACCUCCAGGCUGCUCGAGGUCUGAUGUGCAGCUCCGUGGCCGUGAGCACGAUCGCUCUCAUCGUUUCAGCAGUGGGGAUGAAGUGCACCAAAGUAGUGGACCAUCGGGCUCGCACCAAGCAUGUGGUUCUUGUGGCUGGAGGCUGUCUGUUCCUCUUGGGCUGUGUCACUACCCUAAUCCCAGUGUCCUGGACCGGCCAUGUCAUCAUCAGGGAUUUCUACAACCCUCUGCUGAUUGAUGCCCAGCGCAGGGAGCUUGGGGAGGCUCUUUAUAUUGGCUGGGUGACCUCAGCUUUGCUUUUCACUGCUGGUGUGAUCCUGCUGUGCCGUCACGCUCCCCGCACCCAGGAGCCAGAUGAGAGGAUUGUGUACAACCCUGGCGCAAAUGUCUACCAACCUCCAUACGCGUACCAGCCAUACACGUACCAGCCAGCGUACACCUACCAGCCUACCUACUCUGCACCACCGCCAGGAUCUGUAGCAUAUACACCAAGUCAGUACUAGUGAGGGAAGUUAAACACAAAGACAAUUUACCUUUUUUUUUUUUUUUUUAAACUUAGCCAAGAUUUUGUGCAUUUGAAAAUCUACUGACAAAAAUGACUAGAGGCUGUUACUGGAAAUGGCCAGAUCUUUCACUACUUUCUCAAAGAGGCCCAAUGUAUUGCAGAGAUUGAAAUUAUUUGUGGAACUAAGUGUGUUUUAAACACAAUGAACUCUUUGCUUUGUUGGUUUCCAUAUGCUUAUUUUCACUAAAACUCAUCAGGCACAAUAUUUUUUUUAAUCUGCAAUAAUGUAAGAUAUCUGUCAUAUCAUAAUCUUCACAGUCUCUGCUGACAUGCUCUUCGAGAACAAAUUAUGCACUAGGCCUUUUUCAAAUUAUAUACCUCCAAAUGAUUUAAGUUCACUGUUUAUUGUUUUUGUUGUGGAUGUACAUACUUUUUUCAAAAUUGUGGCUUACAAUAAAGUAACAUUCAGAAAAAACUGA